This is a messenger RNA of Caenorhabditis auriculariae, 2995 nucleotides long. The record is from the annotation of a GenBank genome assembly. Lineage: Eukaryota; Metazoa; Nematoda; Chromadorea; Rhabditida; Rhabditidae.
AUGCCUGGCGUUCACACAUUUUACGAUGGUUCAACCAUUCUGGAGCCGUUUUCAGUCAUCACUGGCGUUGAAGUUGAUCGGGUUCGUUUUUUCAAUGUCAUCAGAAACUUUGGAACAUACGAAAAGUUUUUCAGAUCAACUUUGUAUCAUGCAUGUUUGCAAAUUUGGGAUGCGCCUACCUCUACCGCAAAUAUUGUGCCGCUGGAAAAGUUUCUCGGUUCACUCGGACAAUUGUUCCUCCAAUGAUUGGUCUCUCCUUUAUUUUAUUCUGCUUUGGGAGGUAAAAUAAUCAAAAUGUCUGAAUUUAAUUUUUUUUCAGAGCUGCGAAACAUUUAUUAGCAAACUCCUUGGUGAGCUAUGGGAUCAUGUGUUUUGCUCCACCUAAAUUAGUUCAUAAGUAGGUUUUCUGCCCUAAUCAUUCUGAGAAAUUUGUUUUCAGGCUAGUUUUUGCAUUUUCGAUGGGUUAUUUGUUAUUUAUUCAUUCUUAUCGAUGGGCCAUUUUGAAUUCCUAUACUCUUGAUAUCACAGGACCCAUAAUGGUUGCUGUCGAAAAGGUUUUUUUAUACAUUUCCAAUUUUCACGACUAACAUGAAUCAUGAUUAAAGGAAUAUUUUUUUGAAAAAAAAACUUUUGCUUUUCAUUAUAACAAAAUAUUUGCAGGUUAUUAUGAUGGCUUUCAAUUUGAACGAUGGUAAGAUGAAAGACAAGAAAAAACUAACUGAAGAACAAGAAAAGGAGGCUAUUACGUAAGUUAAAUUUUUCUGCCAACAAAAAAGUUUAAUGAAAGAUUACAGGGAAGUUCCUACGCUUGUCGAAUUUGUUUCUUACAUGUUCAAUUUCCAAGUGAGUAAUGCAGUACCGCAUUUCUAGCUGUAUGUAGACACUUUAAGACGGUUUUGACUGGACCAGUCAACAAUUUCUCUGACUACAGCAAGUUUUUGGACGGUUCUCACGUUUCAAAAAACUCGAAUGGCAAUGUGAGAUUUUUUGAACGACAAAUAAUUGAAUAUAAAAGUUCAGGAGCCAUCUCCCACUUUCGUGGCCUUGAGAAAGUCAGCCGAAGCUUUGGUUUACUUAUUCAUUGUCGCGACGUUUGGUUCAUGGUGGAAAGUAGAAGAUGUCGCCGGCGAAGAGUUAGUUUCCGAGGUUUUUCAAAGAAAUUAUGACUUAGUUUCAAAAACUACAUUAGAAUACAGGUACUAGCCUUUGGAUAAUUCUCCAUUUUCACAGUUUUUUAUCACAAACAAUUAAGCUCUUUGUUGUUUUCUUGUAGAAAACUUUGCUUUCAGGAUAGUUAUCCAGAAUGCACUAUCAACUUGUUUAUUCAAAAUCAAAAAAAUAUUUUAUUAAUAUUGUUGUGAAUUUAUUCUCUCCAUUUUUCUCCAUUUCAAGUGAGAAAUAUCAAAUGAAAAAAACCCCUGCCGACAUUAAAAGUUCAGUCUAUGUGCUCGAAACGUAGGGAGCAUAGGGAGCAGAACUUCUUCUUGAGUUUUAAAAACAUUUUCAAAAAAAUAAAAAAAUGAAGACAAAGUAAAAAUAAAAUUCUCCUCUUAUUUUUCAGAUACACUAAGCUUCCCUACUACCGCUGGUUCUUCUGGUGGUUCUUCACAAUUGCGGUUGUUCGGUGCGGAUAUUACUUCGCCUGGGUUUUCGGUGAGAUAUCGGCAUAUUUUCAAUCAUUUAUAUCUCAAAACAUGAUAGCUGAUGCUGUGUGCAACAUGUCUGGAUUCGGAUUCAGUGGAUAUGACAAAGAGGGCGAAGCCAAAUGGGAACUUUGCACCAACGUUCGCACUGUACAAGUUGAAGUUAGUUUCUUUCCGAGUUUCCUAACUUUCGCAGCACAAACAAUUUUGAGGAUCUACUCAUUUUCAAAUUAAAAUGUAAAAAGUCAACCGAAUGCAUGAGAGCUAGAACUCAGGAGUGGAAUUUAAUUUGAUUUGAGACUCUCUUCAAAAAAGAGAGUGUAAGAAGGUUUAGUGAUUUUUUUUCUGCGCUUUGAAAUUAAUAAAGUAGAUACAAAAAAGCUGUGCUCAAGCUUUUUAAAUGUUCGGAGGCGUUUGAAAUGAACUCGUGCCAAAAACCACGUACGCCACUCCUCCGCCUCACUCGUCUUUCAAGUCGGAAAGGAUUUAAUAUAUCUGCUGGUUCAGAUGGCUCAAAGCUUCAAGGAAACUCUUGAUGGUUGGAAUAUCCUGACUGGUCAAUGGCUACGCAAAGUUGCUUACGAAAGAGCACCAAAAAAGUUUCCAGAAAUCAAAGUAUCAGUUUAUCUCAAUUUAUUUCAGUGUCCGAACAAUUGCUACUUACGUCCUUUCCGCUGUUUGGCAUGGCGUUUCUUUCGGAUAUUACUUCGCUUUCUUCACCGCUGCUCUUUUCACCAUGUCGGCCCUUACGGUAAGUUUUUUGAAUACUUUAUUUUUGUGACGGCUAAAAUCGAGCUUUUAAAAAACGGGGGCGAUGGAGUUGGCAAUUUUUCAAUCAAAGAAAAUGAUAAUGGAGAGAACCAAAAAAUAAUUUGACAAAAAAUGGGAACUUUUGUCUACUUUUUUUGUUUAAAUAUCAACGCACAGUUCAAUACGCAAGUUUUCAAUUUUGAAAACAUUGUCGGCCUCUCAGUUUUAAGUUUUUCCUUCACAGAAAAUCGACCUUCUUAAAGUUGAUUUUUCAGUUCCGUCGAAGCAUGAGAUGGAGAUUCCUGGACGACCCCAGCAAGAAAUUGGCCUACGACGUUUUCUCCUUUUUUAUCACCAAAAUUGCUCUGGCCUACGCGACUUUCUGGUUUGUCACAAUGAAAAUCCACCCGGCGCUUGGUGUCUACACGUACGUUUUUUUUUCUUACGUUUCUGAACUUUCCAUCGAUUACAGAAGAGUUUAUUUCAUUCCGCACUUCGUAGCCGCCGCCGUUCUGUUUGGUCUUCCAAAAAUUUUCCCUCCUCAGAAAAAAGUUCCUCAACCAGUUGCUUCGGAGAACGUCGAACAGAAAAAAGAGCUUUAA